AUGAAGCCAGAAACCGAAACGAAUUUAGAAGCAGCCGCUUCUGUUGCUGGAGACGUUAUCGGUGAUACAGCGUACAGUGAACGCUUUGUCCUGAAAAUUCUAUUAAAACUCGCUAAUUUGGACUCUCUCAAAGACGAGAUCCGCGAAAAAUCGUUCGAAGAUGAUCUUUGUACACUGUGGGACAUGACUGCAGAGAGAGACGUGGUUUUAUUUUUACAGAAACAUGAUGUUCUGAAUUUGUUUAACUUCGCCUUACCAGUCCUAGAAACACCACGUAUGAUAGAAAUUAUUGUUGGAAUUAUAGGCAACUUGUGUUGCCAAAGAACAGCAGUUACAAACCUCAUGAAAAUGGAAAACUUUUUAAGACUGCUCUUAGAAUAUGUAAAAAGUGAGGACAGUUUAGUUUUGAUACAGUUGUUACGCUUAGUGAACUCUGCUUUAUUCUUAGCGGAGAAUGAUGACAUUCCAAAGUGGAUGAAUUUAUUUGAAAGUGUUGGAUACUCGGAAGCUUUAUACUUCAUUCUUAAAAACUCAUCACACAAAGAGUUACUUGUAACUGCUAUAGAAAACAUGAACACAUUAUGUUCUUAUUGUAACACUGACGAAGUGAGAACAAAGUUUUAUACUCACUUUGUGAACUUGGAAGCUCUCGAUAGUCUUACUUCUGCCUUCAGUGAAGUUAUAGUAAGUCAAAAAGAUUCUUGUGAAAGGGAAGAAAUAGAAAGGGUGCUACUAAUUAGCUUACAAAUAACACUGAAUAUGGUAAGCUUUGAGAAUGCUCAACAGAUAUUCUGUUCAUGUAAAGAUAGUAUACAAAUUAUGAUAAAAAACAUCCUUGUUUAUUAUGAAGAUAAGCUUGUGAAUCAAAAAGAAAUUGACUCUGACAUAGUCGAUAUCAUAGACUCGACUUUCACAAUUGUUAAUUUGCUUAAGUUGAAUGAGUCCAGUAAUAUGGAUAUUUAUUUUGUGUCUUGCCAUAACAUGUGGAAAGCAAUGAAUGUAGCUACAAAGUCACAUCUAAAUGGUAAUUCUGACUUUGAGGAUAGUAAUGAAGAAUUAGCACAACUAACUAAGGAAAUAAAAUUGCCUCUGUGCAAUUUGGUGUGUGAUUAUAUUUUGAAAUGUUCUGAGAGUCACCUGUUAACUGUCUUAGAUGCAGUCAAUGGAGACUAUGAAUUGAUUCUCAGUGAAGUGAAUAGUGAAAUACAACAUAAUGUGUCUAAAAGGACUGCAGACUACAGAAGCAGACUCGAAAGUGUUAAUUCUUAA
Messenger RNA from Chilo suppressalis (striped riceborer), 1269 nucleotides. Lineage: Eukaryota; Metazoa; Arthropoda; Insecta; Lepidoptera; Crambidae. The record is from the annotation of a GenBank genome assembly.